This is a messenger RNA of Branchiostoma belcheri (Belcher's lancelet), 2123 nucleotides long. RefSeq names its product 4-coumarate--CoA ligase 1-like. The record is from RefSeq and is a predicted model, not a curated record. Gene Ontology annotation, molecular function: CoA-ligase activity. Lineage: Eukaryota; Metazoa; Chordata; Leptocardii; Amphioxiformes; Branchiostomatidae. Bases 111 to 1703 code for a protein of 530 amino acids. The transcript has 11 exons.
AGCUCGUGUGCAGUGACCCCAAACAGGCCAGAGCUGCCAGCGUGUCGGGUAGGUAUUACCAGCGGUGUGUCCCUAGCUAUAGUAAGAACGACUUCCUCACUGUCGCGACCAUGUCGAUCAUCAAGAGCCCCCACCCCGACGUCGCCAUUCCUGAGGACGUGUCGCUUGUAGACCACGUCACCAAAGACUUCGACACGUUCGGGGACCAGGUUGCGCUGGUUGACGGACCCACUGGACGAUCGUACACGUUUGCUCAACUGAAGAAACUAAUCCGUGUGUGCGGCAGCGCCCUCACACGGCUGGGCUUCAAACAGCAUGACGUGUUCGCCAUCUACAGCCCCAACCUGCCGGAGUUUGCCAUCAUUUUCUUCGGAGUCAUCGGGAUUGGAGGCACCGUGACGACGGUCAACCCUCUGUACACGGCAGAUGAGCUCGCACAUCAGCUGGAGAUGUCUGGAGCGUCAUACGUCAUCACCAUCGGCAUGUUCGCCGACAAGGCUAAACAGGCCAAGGACAAAUGCGAGAAAGUCAAGGACGUGUACGUGUUCGGAGAGGCUGAGGGCUGCACGCCGUUCUCCUCCCUCCUGCGGGACGACGGCUCAGCCUUCCCGGCGGACGUGCGGGUCAAUCCGCGGGAGGACGUGGCGGUGUUACCGUACUCCAGCGGCACCACGGGGCUGCCCAAGGGCGUCAUGCUCACACACUACAACCUCAUCGCCAACCUGGAGCAAAUGAGACAAGAUGAAUCUGUAGAAUCAGUCGAGAACCCGUGCCUUCUGGGACUUCUGCCGUUUUUCCACAUCUACGGCAUGUCCGUCAUCCUUGCCGCUUCACUCCAGUUGGGGGCCAAAGUCGUCGUCAUCCCCAAGUUUGACCAGGAGCUUUUCCUGAAGUGCAUCCAAGACCAUAAGGUGACCCACGUGCAUCUGGUCCCUCCCAUCGCCCUGUUUCUGGCCAAACAUCCGAUGGUGGACAAGUACGACUUUUCCCACGUCCAGGAGUUGUUCUGUGGAGCUGCGCCGAUGGGAAAAGAACUCAGCGACGCUGUAAGGAGCCGUCUGAAGGUGCCAUCUAUCAGACAAGGAUUUGGCAUGACGGAGACAAGUCCAGUGACGCACAUGGUGAGGCUGGGAGAAAGUAAACCUGGAUCCGUUGGAGUUCCCCUGGGUCACACAGAAAUGAAGGUGGUGGACAUCGAGUCGGGUAAGCUGCUGGGGGAGGGUGAAGACGGUGAGCUGUGUGUGAGGGGUCCUCAGGUGAUGAAGGGUUAUCUGAACAACCCGGAGGCCACGGCCAACACCAUCAAGGACGGCUGGUUACACACAGGGGAUAUCGGCCACUACGACAGUGAGUACAACUUCUACGUGGUGGACAGGCUGAAAGAGCUGAUCAAGUACAAGGGAUACCAGGUGCCUCCUGCGGAGUUAGAGGCCCUUCUCCUGUCUGAGCCACGCGUUCAGGACGCAGCAGUGAUCGGGGUGCCGGACCUGGAGGCAGGGGAACUGCCGAAAGCUUAUGUCGUCAAGAAGGCAGACUCUGAUGUCACAGAGGAGGAUAUCAAACAAUUCAUCGCGGGGAAAGUGGCUCCUUACAAGAAGCUCCGUUUUGUGGAGUUCACGGACCAGAUCCCCAAGUCUGCCAGCGGGAAGAUCCUGCGGAGGGUGCUGAAGGCGAAGGAGGUCGAGCGGCAGAAGAACGAUUGAGUUCGUCUCUGAAAGAUGAUACUCUACCUUGUAGCUUUUAACAUUCACUCAAUCAUUGUCAGGAAUAAUCAUUUGUAUUCAGAAUUAGGUGCCAUAACGCAUGGUGGAAGAAUUUUUACUGUUUAUAUAUAGUCUCUCGUGUAAGGAGUACGUAGCUACUAUGGGUAAGGGCCGAGUUGAGGCACUCGAUCAAUGAACAGUCCCAUUACAGUCAGUCUAUGCAGUAGUUUAUAAAGGCAUCACGACAUAUAGACCUUGCGUGUCUUACAGAUCAUAUUACUACAAUAUGACACAUGAAAUAUGGUUACCAUAGCAGGCAAUGAUAGAACAAUCGUAUAUUUGUACUUUGAAACAAAACAAAACAAAUAGGUCAUCUGAUAAAUAUUGUUUUGACAUAAACGGUGUCAUAAAGAUUUAGAU